AUGGGAGGCGCUGAAGAGAAAGGAGAGAAACAGGAGGAAGAAAAGCCUACCGAUGAUAAAAAGGAAGAAGAGAAAGACAAACAGGAAAAAGAAGAAAAUCCCAAGGAUGCCAAAGGGAAAGAAGGCAAAGACAAGCACGAAAAAGACGACGAAAAACCUAAAGGCACCAAAAGUAAGACAUCUUCAACGCCAAAAUCAGAUACCAAGACUGAGGAGAUUGGUGAAACUCUAUGGUGUGGGAGUGAUCUCUAUUUGAUCAUUAUCUCUGUUAUCCUCGUCGUUUUCGCCUUGUUUAGUUUUUUUGGGGACUCAGUAUCGAAAGCCGUGGCAGGAUUCAAGCUGCUGUUUUCGCUUCUUUAUUGUGCUGGCGCUGUGUAUGCAGUUGUAAAAAAGAAUGCACGUAUUAUGGCUGCAGUGAUGAUGGCAACGCUUGCACUGGUGGUGUUUGAUAUCCUCAGCAUAUGUGUUUCCUUAUUCGGAAAAUCAAAAAUAGGAGAAGCGUUCUUCUCAAUUUUGUUUUCGAUAUUUCGGAUUGUGAUUUUUGUUCACCUCUUCUUUAUUACGAAUAGAAUUCGCAAAGUUUACAAGAACCAACAAGACUCCAGUCUUCCCAAAUAA
Necator americanus (New World hookworm) is the source of this 618-nucleotide messenger RNA. RefSeq lists its product as uncharacterized. NCBI's taxonomy places the organism in Eukaryota, Metazoa, Nematoda, Chromadorea, Rhabditida, Ancylostomatidae. The transcript has 9 exons. The record is from RefSeq and is a predicted model, not a curated record. The coding region runs from base 1 to 618 and encodes 205 amino acids.